UGGAGCUCAUGAAUUCACCACUUGAAUAAGUCCCAUCUCGUUCCUAGAAAUCAGUAACGACCCGACUUUUGACGUUGGGAUCACCGCAUCCCUAAUGUCGCGAUGGGGAGCCGCCGGGGCGCGGUUGCAGUUCCUCCGGCAAGUCUCGCACUACCUCAUCCGCUAUGCGACCUGGAUCCCGCCGCUUAUCUGGUUCAACGCCUAUGUCGCCGAGGUCACCUUUAUUCGCGGCCCGUCCAUGUACCCGUUUCUUAACCCACAGUAUAACGAGUCACUAAAGAAGGAUUUGUGUUUGGUUUGGAAGCUUUAUGCUCAUGAGGGGCUGCGGAGGGGGAUGGUUGUUACCUUCAGAAACCCGAACGAUCCCAACAAAGUCACUGUCAAGAGGAUCGUGGGCCUCGAGGGGGACGUGGUGAGGACGAAGCCGCCGUAUCCGUACCAGCAUGUUAUUGUUCCUGAGGGCCACGUCUGGGUUGAAGGGGACGGGGAGCUCAGCAAGGAUAGCAACUACUACGGCCCUAUAUCUGCGAGGCUCAUCACGGGAAAGAUCACGCAUAUCCUGUCGCCGUGGGACCGGGCGGGACGGUUACGCCCGCUGCCUGGGCGGCGCAAUCCUCUGUCCAUUUCCCUCGGGGCGAUGGUGCUUGGCUUUCAGACGGCCAAUCGCACCCCGUCAACCGUCCCGACGCCCACGGGGAGUGUCCCGGACCUGGACCCGGCCGCCCUCGACCAUGGACAUACGGAUCACGCGCACAUCCUGUCGCAUGCCAUCGCCACUGGAACCGAAUCUUUGCGCAUUCAUAAUAAUAUGAGGUCUCAAGAUGGAGAGGUGGAAGGGCGCCCGCCUUAUUUGCACUGCAUGCUUGCUGGAGGGUUGGGCGGAUCCACCGGUGAUAUGCUCAUGCACUCGCUCGACACAGUCAAGACACGGCAGCAAGGCGAUCCCCAUAUCCCCCCCAAGUACACUUCGCUAGGGUCGUCCUACCUCAAGAUAUUCCGACAAGAAGGGUUCCGACGUGGGCUCUAUGGCGGCUGGAUUCCUGCCCUCGCCGGUUCGUUUCCAGCUACGUGCUUCUUCUUUGGAAGCUACGAGUGGAGCAAGCGGCAGAUGCUGGACUAUGGCGUUCAGCCGCAUCUGGCGUACUUGCUGGCCGGCUUUAUCGGCGACUUUGCCGCAUCCAUCGUAUACGUUCCAUCAGAGGUGGUCAAGACUCGCCUGCAGUUACAAGGGCGACAUAACAACCCCUUUUUCACGUCGGGGUACAAUUAUAGGGGAACAGUCGAUGCUGUGAGGACCAUCGUUCGAACAGAAGGCGUCUCCGCUCUCUUUCACGGCUAUGGAGCCACUCUGUGGCGCGAUCUCCCCUUCUCAGCCCUCCAAUUCAUGUUCUACGAGCAAGGCCAAAGUUGGGCGCAUCGGUAUAAAGGCAGCCGUGACAUCGGCUGGCAUUUGGAGCUCCUGACAGGCGCGGCAGCUGGCGGUCUCGCUGGUACGAUGACGUGUCCCCUUGACGUUGUCAAAACUCGACUCCAGACCCAGGUCCAUCCGGAAGCUGGAGGACUCGGCCCAACGCCCACUGCUGAUACACCGGCAACCGGAACGGCCAAGGACGGGCAUAUGAAGACGGCUACUGAGACGGCAUCAAGACUCCAAAAACGUUUAAUAUCAACCUCAUCUCCAUCAACGCACACGCCUAAACCCGGGGCUGUCAUGUUGGAGACGUCCUCCAUGAUCACCGGCCUUCGACUGAUCUACAAGGCAGAAGGUGUCGCUGGCUGGUUUAGAGGUGUCGGGCCGAGGGCAGCCUGGACCAGCAUCCAAAGCGGAUGCAUGUUGUUCCUCUACCAGUCGAUUCUGCGCAAGCUGGAAGUGUACAUGCCCAUGGAGCGACGCGAACUAGCCUGACGAUGCGAAACAUGCCCAAGGUACCUAGAUAGCGAGUCAUUUGCAGAUCGGGGCCUGCUUGUACUAUUUUGUGUUCAUACUUUGCGAUUCGGGGAGGCUACACAUGGGAGAGGCGUUUGGUGUGGACUGGAUAGAAGCAUACCACAUUAGAGAUAGACAUGUGACUGUACUUAUACCAUCUUGAUUCCGCCACACGUUGGCAGUUCUGGAACUUCCCAUUGACUCGGCCGGAAUCACAUCUAAC
This is a messenger RNA of Chaetomium strumarium, 2150 nucleotides long. Its product is annotated as mitochondrial carrier domain-containing protein. The coding region runs from base 95 to 1906 and encodes 603 amino acids. The transcript has 5 exons. Gene Ontology annotation, biological process: magnesium ion export from mitochondrion. The record is from RefSeq and is a predicted model, not a curated record. Gene Ontology annotation, cellular component: membrane. Gene Ontology annotation, molecular function: serine-type endopeptidase activity; magnesium ion transmembrane transporter activity. NCBI's taxonomy places the organism in Eukaryota, Fungi, Ascomycota, Sordariomycetes, Sordariales, Chaetomiaceae.